AAACAAAUAUUGUAUUAAUGCUACGUUAAAGGAAUUCAUUUUUUUUUCAAGGAAUAACUAAAAAAUUUCGAAAAGAAAAAAAAAAUUGAACAAUACUUCCUCCAUCCAAUCACCAAUUGCCACGUCGAUCAUAAAAUAGUUCGACCUAAUACGUGAGCAAACGGAACGUGCGUACCACUGUACCCGAAGAGAAAAAGGAGUCUGCAUGUCGGGUCAACCCGCCCCUCUAUAUAAGGAAAUUAUUUCACCAACCCUUUUUUAUCUCAGGAAAAUAUCUCUUUCUCAGGAAACGAAAGCACCGAAAUCAAACACGCCAUUCACUGCCGGAUUUACGGAAGAUUUCAAUUAAGCAGCAUGAAGAAGCGCCACCUCCUCCCGGAGCAACCGUGGCUCCUCGGCGGAGCUCUGGCAGGCCUCUUUGCCGGCGCCGUUCUCAUCGGCGCCUUCCUCCGAUCCACUGACACCCCCCUCUUCCGCUCAACUGUCGUAGCUGCCCACGGCGGCGCAGGAGGAGCUGUCGCCUACUCCUCCGCCGAGUCGGUCGAACUCGUCGCCGCCAUCCUCCACUACGCUACCUCCCGCGACGUCCCGCAGCAGAGCUUCCAGGAGAUCACCGUCACCUACGACGUCCUCCGGGCCCAUCGCCGCUGCAACUUCCUCGUCUUCGGGUUGGGCCGCGACUCCCUAAUGUGGGCCUCCUUCAAUCCACGUGGCACCACGCUAUUCCUCGAGGAGGACCCCAAGUGGGUCCAGUCCGUACUCAAAGAUUCCCCUACGCAGCUCCGAGCGCACACCGUCCGGUACGCCACCAAGCUCUCCGAAGCCGACGCACUCCUCGGCGCGUACCGCUCGGAACCGGCGUGCUCGGCGGCGAAAGCGUACCUCAAGGGGAACGCCCGGUGCAGGUUAGCGCUGAGCGAGCUGCCGGAUGAGGUGUACGACACGGAAUGGGACCUGAUAAUGAUAGACGCGCCGAGAGGAUACUUCCCGGAGGCGCCGGGGAGAAUGGGGGCGAUCUACUCGGCGGCGGUGAUGGCGAGGGCGAGGAAGGGAUCCGGCGUGACGCACGUGUUCCUGCACGAUGUCGAUCGGAGGGUGGAGAAGGUGUACGCGGAGGAGUUCUUGUGUCGGAAAUACCUGGUGGGGGCCGUUGGGAGGCUGUGGCACUUCCGAAUACCCCCAGCCGCCUCUAAUAGCAGCGAUGCUGUGUUUUGCUAGAUGAGUGCUGGUUUUCCGGCGGUGAACCGUUGAGGGGGAGGAUCGGUGCAUUCAGCGGGGAGAUCGUCAUCGUUGAUUUGAUGAAUUUCGAGCGCUUUGGGUAAAUCAGGACCGUUCAUUUUAUGAACUCCAGAUGAGUUUCGGUAUCUCAAGUAUAGCAAUGGUGUUUUCUCAUGGUGACGGGCAGUGAUGAUAAUUUUCGCCUUUUUUUUUUUUUUUAAAGAAGAACUAGAGAACAGACAUUACCAUUUGCAAUUUGUUAUUGUUAAAAUGACAAAUCAAUUUUCUAUUUCGUAAACUCCACCAAAAAUAAAAGGGGCAAAAAGAAAGUAAAAACAAUGUCGGCAGAAAAUGGAUGCGAGAGAGUUGAAGAGGUGGAAAGGACAAGGGAUGAGUUGGCGCUUGCCAAGCCAAGCCAGUCAUUCGCUCAAUUCUUCAUAUCAGGCCAUGUGUCGGGGAUCGGUUUAAACACAGAUCGAUCUCCAGGGACUCGAACCGACGACGAUCCUCCUCCAACCUCAUCAGCACUUGCCACUGCUCCGUGUGGGCUUGCGCACAUUUAGUAUGUCUAGAUGUAGAUUAGUUUUUAAUGAGAGUCAUUAGUCUUUCUUAUGUAGUUCUCUGGUAACAUUUUAAUAGCCCAACAUUUUCUUUUCAAA
This is a messenger RNA of Malania oleifera, 1877 nucleotides long. RefSeq names its product arabinogalactan O-methyltransferase 1-like. Lineage: Eukaryota; Viridiplantae; Streptophyta; Magnoliopsida; Santalales; Ximeniaceae. The coding region runs from base 355 to 1218 and encodes 287 amino acids. Gene Ontology annotation, biological process: xylan biosynthetic process. The transcript is spliced from 2 exons. The record is from RefSeq and is a predicted model, not a curated record.